CCCCCCUUUACACCCAUGCCAGACCAGGUUCCAGGUAUAUCCCCAGUCUAGCGGCACAUAAUCGUACGAUCUCAGAUGCUCCGUGCUGCGCGCUAGCUAAGAAAGAUAUAUUCGCAUCCUGCAUGCAUCCAUCCAUCCAUGCGUGGAACAGAUGCCGGUUCGGCACGGCACAGACGACAGCUUGCCAUCCAGCCAACACUUUACUACUCCUCUCAACUUCAGCUCGGAGGUUGACAUCCAGUUAGAGGCUCGCAUGAGGAGUCAAGAAACUUGUCCCUUCUGCACAGCCCUGACUCGUUGGUACGACCGUGACCUGCCAGCGAGUAUUCUCAUCUCAAACAUGUCAAGUCAAGCAGCCUGUUGAAGCAACAAGCGGCCGCCUGUCAAAACCCUUCCAUAGACCCGUUUACUUCACAAUAAUAAUGUCAGAGUUGCCCGCUCUCACCUCGCAUGCAGAGAGAACCCUGACCCCAGUCCUCAUGAUCCCAGUCUGACAGGCCCAGUACGGUUUUCAACGCCUCGUCUACGAGUACCUUGUCCACCAAACAAAGGUGGAAAAGACCAGGAGGGUACGGUAGGGCAGGGCAUACACGGCUCAAUCAGGACCUCAUAUCCUCACGAUGUGAUGCCGCACGAUCCCUGAGAUUUCAUCACGGAUGGAACAGAUUUCCGCCGCAGGAACCUUCUACUCGGGACGCCAUACUACUUGCUCGGAAUGGACAUUAUCCUUUCCGUAGAAAGCCAACAUAUAUGCACUGUUGAGGCAGGAACCGAUGCAGAAAUGACCCCACGCUCUAGAACAGUUGAACAACGAAGCUGAUAGUCAGCCAGCUCACUUCUGCUCUCUACUGCAGCUUUUAGUCUUGAACCCAUGCUGUCGCUCGUACCAAAGUAUCUAUCAGCAGAGUUUCCACUCUAGCAUCAGAUCCACCGUCGAACCGUAAAUCUCUCCAUCUCACGAUCCUAUCCCCUGUAGAAUUUUGGUCGCGCGAUGAUUCUCCCGGCUUCCGGAACAUGCAAGUCCUUGGCCUGCCCUGUCAAGAAGGACACAUCCCCACUGCAACCCUACAAGGGUCGAGGAAGUGGCCUGUCGUUCUCUCAGUCCCCCCGACCAGGCUCUGUCUGCUCUUGCUCAGUUGUGAACGGACCAAAGCACAACACAUUAUUAUUGAGACAGACUACGCAAGCCCAAGAAAGUUCAACGAGAGCAGGCAAUAACCCAACUGCCGUAUGCCCCAUACAUAGGACCACCGAUUUCUGCGACUACGUUAACUGUCAAGACUACCGGUAGCGGAGAGCAACGUCUCUUGGUAGCUGUAUCCAUGUUGCAAUAUGAGAAUACUCCGCUGUCACUUCAUAAUGGUCCCACACAGCCCCCAGCAUAAGACCACAGAUCUGAUAACGACGCGCAUACCGAAUGUUGUUCCAAGUCAAGAUUGAGCAAAUCCUUCUAGAGACCCUCGUCCACUCCCUGCUUAAAACGAUCUCGAGAUCGCCACCCAAAAGUCCAAGGGUAUACAGCACCCUGGCAUCACCUCACGCCAUCUCGCGUUCUUUUCAGGGAGCGCCAUUGUUUGAUCGACCUCGCUCCUUGUCCGUCUUAUACCUAUCCUGGAGUAUAAUUCGCAUCGGAACCACAAGUGGUCAAGAAUGAUGAGCAAUCUCAGAUCCAACGGAAACAUACCCACCCGCCUGCAUGUAUGCAUGUGUCCAUGCGUCCUACCAAAACUUUGUUACUUUGUCAUCUCGGAGCGUUCCUCCUACGAAUUCCCUGCUCGCUCGCCUCUUCCUUGAUUCAUUUGCUCUUAUUUGUACUACAAUGAGCCACUGCGCCGCACUGUCCCUCUGGCGGUAAAUUGCUUUUCAAGAUCAGCAACAGAAACGCUUGACUGCUUUCUCAUGCUGGCCUAGUAGAGCAGGAUGCGCAGCUGUAUUUCCAUUUCGAGCUUUGUGCAAGUCUCAAUCCAUACGGUCGAAGCUUAAGACUACCCAAAGCAGACUAUCAAAAGCCUCAAUUGCUGAACGUCAAACAGAGUACUUCUCCACAUCACAGCCCCACGGAUAGCCCUUUCAGAAAGCUGGCUCGACUGGAUGUCACCUUCUUGAACACCCCACUGUGGGGCCAAUCAAUCUAGAUAUCGAUCUCCUAAUCUCACAUCUCCAAUGAGAGCAAUGAACAAUCGAUCUGGCGAUCUCACCCACCUAUCGAGCAAUCAUCUCGGCCAUCUCCUCUCAUCUCAUCUCACCCAUAACUUUUCUGGCAGGCCAUGCGAGAAAUACGACGUAAGAUACGGAUUUGCAAUAUCUUACCAAGAUAGGCGGCGUCCCCGCGACGCCCGCGCGCCGCCCCCUCUCUUGCAAAGCGACAGGGUCCACAAGUAAUACUCCGAUGCAGAUAUCGCUGUUUCGGACCGUGCCGCUGCCAGACAAUGUCGGGGGUCGCAGACAGGGAAAUGAGAGAAACAGUGGUGACCAGGUCACGGACAACUUUGGUUGUCUUUGAUUGUUGACACUUUCAAUGGAGCUCGCAUCGGUUAUGAGCAGGCAUGAAAUCGAGUAUUGCCGAUUGCCCAGAAAAGGUAUCCGAGAACAUGGAGUAUCAUCAAGUCAACUGUGUUUAAGAUGACGUGCCAAGGGCGAGGUUUCGUUUCGAAACCACUUCCGUCCUCAUGUUGUGGAACCCGAGAAACGGCAUCACUCUCUUUUCGUUCUCGCAAAGCUGAUGUAUGUAUGAUUUGGCGUCCAAACGCCUCGAAUAUCACAAUAUUUGGUACAACAACAAUCAACCGAAGUCCAAGCAACAUGAUAAUUACUUCCCUUCCUAAAGAGGUAUAGUUUACGGAAACUCAAAUGCAGGGUACAUAUUACAACUUAAUCACGAGGCUCAAGCCUCAUGUACACUUGUAUGCUGUAGCCGACGCCUUUUUUUUUUGAACAUCGUUCAAUUCACGACCUUAAUUCAGCCACCAAGGCAAAUCCUAUCCUUCUUCGACGCCGCUUUGACAAGUCCGGUCUCAAUAUUUGCUUUUCUCGUCGGCACAUUUCGCUCUGGCCCGUCCCGAGGCAAGGGCCUGACCUCGGAUACAAAUCAAACAGUAAUAUUUUUCAUGUGCUGUCCAUCUGCCGAAUCUAAGACAGUACACGCAAUUUCAUUCGAUGUGGAAUUCCUCGUCUAGGGCCGUCCUGGGCUUUUGCUGCCAUGUUCAGGAGUUUUCGCUCGGAGCCAUCCCCGUGUGAAGCCAUGGCUAGAAACGGUGAUGUUUACUUUUUAUUGAGGGCGCUUCAAACGGCUUAUCUCGCCAAUCCUUUCCCUAAUUUUUUUCCCAUUGCCGAACCUCUUCGUGCAAAUCUUCCUUCCUUUCUUUUUUGAAUAUUGGAAUACUGUAAGCGAGGUUCAAGUAUUGUCACAGGAAGAAAGAAAGAAAGAAAAAAAGAUUCUUUCUUCGGAAUAUCCCUUCCUUCAUACAGUCAAUGUGGCAAUACUUAAUCUUUCCGCUACUCUGUGAGACCUCCUCCCGCCGGAGGCGCUGUCGUCCCAACUGAUCAUAUCUCAUACUUUGGAAAGGUUAGAUAGUUUAUCACAAUUCUUUCCUUCUAUCAUACACACCACCACUAGCAGCUUCAUUCGCUUCCAUCCCGUUCGGAGCACACCUCCUCACUCCAGUCAUCAACGCCUCAGGCGCCUCCUUCAGUCACACAAGCAUCACAGGCGACUUGCUUUGCUUUUUCCCACCACCACCACCACCUCACAUACCACAUGUCCAGCACGCACGCUUGCACCUGCCACAAUUCUGUCAUAUACAUCUCUCCCUUCCUCUCCUCGUGAUAGGUUCAGUCCCAUCUUCUGUCAUUCAGCCACCACGUGUAAGCCAGCCUCCAAGCCGCGCCACUCCACAUCAAAGGGCAAAAAGUCCUCUUUCACUCCCUCCUCCCAUUCAAUUCAAGCGUACAAAAGAAACUUCAUACAGGUAAAUCGUGCCACUUCCAUUCCUCGUCAUAACUUUACUACACGAUAAUGUACUGUAGCGCAACGGCUGUUCCGCUAUCUUGGGAUCUGAUAUGAUAUAUUAGAUAGGUCUGAGACGCUUCCAUGGCUAUGCUGUCCGGAGAUAUGUACCGCCAAUGUCUCUCAUGGUUUUGUUUGGGGACUUGUUGUUAUCGUUGCAUUUAGAACGGAGGAAGGCUUCAAUUGAUGCAACGAAAAUUGGACCCGAACCCUCCCAUCACCCGGAAUUGGUUGCACUUCUAUGUUGAGCAAUUUGGUGGUGACUUGACUGCUUUGCAUGCAUGCCAGCACUCACACUUUCCCUCGAUAUUCAUAUAAUUUGUGGCAACCCAGGUACAGUCGAUGAUACGCUCCACAUCUCGUUCAUCCCACGUAUUUGACACGGGCUCUGUACGAAUUCAUUUGUCAAGCUUACCAUUUAAAGAUAGAUAGAUAGAUAGUGUAUAAAUUUACUCGACCAGAGGGGGAAAAAGCGACAGGUCUCAAAAAAAAAAAAGUAAACAAAUAAACGUCAACCCUCCCACACGAGCGAAACGUGCGUGGUGACACAACGUGCUCUGCAGAGAGCACAUAACUCCCUAACCACUUGUUUUUUCCUUUUCGAUAAAAGCCACCGACCUCGUGGCGUCAAGUUUUCAGCCUUGAAAAAUCGAUACACAUUUCCUUCUCUCCGCCUUUACUCCUCUUCCAAAAAAAAACGCCUCCAAGCCCUCUCUAAACUACGAUCUCGGGAAAGAAAGAAAGCUAGUGGCAGGCAUCGCACGCCACGGCGGGCAGGGAAAACCUACCCCAUCAGCAUACCUUCUAUACAGCGCCCACGCCACAAAAUCAAAAGGAAAGCAAGCCCGUUAUAGCUCUAAAUCUAUCUAUCCACGUUCUAGUGUCCGUGGAAGCUACGUGGGACUAUUGUGGCGCUGGCGUGGGCCACGCGGGACGGACGGGAGAAGGCGCCUCUGAAAUGAUAAGAGAUAUUGACUCGAUAUUCUUUCUCCUUACCGUGCAGCAUACUCUAGGAAUGGAAGAACGGCCUGUGAAAUUUACCAGAAAUGAGAUCUGGAAAGGGACAGGAUUACGUGUUGAUGGAUCGUUGGCUUCCGGGACUGAGAUUGGGGGUUGUGACUGAGUUGGAAUCUGGCGGAGAUGCGGUGAGAUGUUCCGCUAGAUGUUUUGAUGUCUAUUAGCAGGAUUCCGAAGACAGUGAGAAUGUGAUAUCUCUGAGUGUGUAUUGAUUCUCUUUUGUUGAACUAUUUCCACCUUUCUGGGGGCAAUUUGUCACUCUUGUCCGUUUCCUGCUUCAGAAUUCUAUCUCUCGUCUCUUAGGGCAACCACAAAAACCCACAAGCUUUUCAACAAUAACACCCAAAUCAAACAAAUUGCACCAAGCAACUUUCACCAGAUUUUUUGCUCUCUCAUAGACAGCCAUCUAUGUCAUAUUCUUCCUCCAUUUACUUUCCUUCAAGCGCCCCAAAAGCCUCAGAUCAUAACACAUUCGCUUAUCGUGCACCCCUAUUUGCCAGGAACAUUCCACAAUACGCCAUGUCUCUGCCCCCCUUUUGCC
Molecule: messenger RNA, 5564 nt
Organism: Cadophora gregata
Lineage: Eukaryota; Fungi; Ascomycota; Leotiomycetes; Helotiales; Ploettnerulaceae
Exons: 5
Coding region: 992-1291 (99 amino acids)
Source: RefSeq, a predicted model, not a curated record